Phlebotomus argentipes is the source of this 726-nucleotide messenger RNA. RefSeq names its product intraflagellar transport protein 43 homolog (gene IFT43). The transcript is spliced from 5 exons. Lineage: Eukaryota; Metazoa; Arthropoda; Insecta; Diptera; Psychodidae. Gene Ontology annotation, cellular component: cilium; intraciliary transport particle A. Gene Ontology annotation, biological process: intraciliary retrograde transport. The coding region runs from base 97 to 705 and encodes 202 amino acids. The record is from RefSeq and is a predicted model, not a curated record.
UUUACACACACACACACACCUUUGCACACCUGCUGAUGGAUCGUCUUCUGUCGCCUCUUUAGUUGUGUUGCCCCGGCGAUAGAGAAAGAAUCAACAAUGGACUGGGACUUGAAAUCCGUUCUCAAAUCCAAGGCGUCUGUGAAGAAAGGAAGGCGCUCGAAUGCGGAAGGAGGCUCGAAGAAGGAUGAUUCCGUCAGCUCACCAGUGACGGAGGAGAGGGACUCAAUUCUGGGCAAUGACUUUGACAUCCCAUCGAUCGACGGGCCGCCGCAGAGAGCACGCAAGAUCGGCGGUUGGGCCGAUGAGACACAAAAGAGCGGAAAGAAUAGAACUUCUAUAAACCUAAUUGAGCAGGAGAGAUUUCAACAGUCAAGUUCAACGGAUAAUGUUGAGGAUGAGAUUCCCACAAUUCCAGACUUGGAUGAUAUGCAGGACGAUAUUCUUUUGAACGACAUUGCUCCGUCUCACUCAAUCUCUGUGAAAAUGGCAGCGACUUACAAGGCCUUAAACUCAGACAUGACCAAACUGAGUAACUUGGCAUCCUUGGAGGAUGUGGAUCUCAGUCUGCUGACAAAGUGCCUCCAAAACGAGACCACCGAAGAAACGGACGAGCCCUGGUACUGGGAGGAGCUCUUCACAUCCGUCUCGGCGGAGAUCAACUCCAGCAAGUCGCCCAGCAAAGCCAUCAGUCCUUUUCUGCACUGAAACACUCACUCUCUUGUACGG